AUGGCUUGGACGUGCAGCGGUGACACAAACUCGGCGCUGAUAGAGAAUAUGUGGAAGAAUGGGCUCAUCACUGAUGCUCGAGUGAAGGAGGCAUUCCUCAAAGUCGACCGCGCACACUACGCUCCAGCGAUGCCAUACGAAGACUCUCCCCAGCCCAUCGGUUACUCAGCCACUAUAUCUGCACCGCAUAUGCACGCUUCAGCCGUCGAACACGUCCUAAGCUAUCUUCUCCCAUCGUCUGCCUCGCCUUCCCCGCGUAUUCUCGACGUCGGUUCCGGGUCAGGUUAUUUAACACAUGUGAUGGCUGAGCUUGUUGGCGAGAAGGGUCUUGUCGUAGGGCUGGAACACAUCAGACAGUUGAAAGAGCUGGGUGAGAAUAACAUGGCAAAAAGUGACCAGGGAAGACGAUUCCUAGAGACUGGAAAGGUGAGAUUUCGGUAUGGUGACGGCAGAAAAGGAUGGGUUGAGGAACCGAGAGAGGGUGAGCAGCAUGAAGGAACGGGAUGGGAUGUUAUCCAUGUUGGGGCUUCGGCGGUGGAGAUUCAUCCCGAAUUAAUUGAGCAGUUGAAGGCUCCUGGGUGCAUGUUUAUACCGGUUGACGAUGAUAAGAUGGGAUAUAACCAGCAUGUAUGGAGGAUUGAGAAGGAUGGCAAUGGGGAGGUCACCAAGAAGAAGUUGUUUGGCGUCCGAUAUGUGCCCCUGACUGAGGCGCCGAGGGAGUAG
This is a messenger RNA of Fusarium pseudograminearum CS3096, 723 nucleotides long. RefSeq lists its product as uncharacterized. Gene Ontology annotation, cellular component: cytoplasm. Bases 1 to 723 code for a protein of 240 amino acids. The transcript has 3 exons. The record is from RefSeq and is a predicted model, not a curated record. NCBI's taxonomy places the organism in Eukaryota, Fungi, Ascomycota, Sordariomycetes, Hypocreales, Nectriaceae. Gene Ontology annotation, molecular function: protein-L-isoaspartate (D-aspartate) O-methyltransferase activity. Gene Ontology annotation, biological process: protein modification process.